UACAAACCACGGCAAAACCCACACCAUGGUGGCAGUGACCAAAUUGAAACCCAAAGAAACAAAAUGCUUAUCACUCAUCUUCCAAAACUCCAUUACGUCUCCAUUUUCUACUCAAAACCCAAGAUUAUAAUCACCUCAACACUCUUAUCCAAAUCCAAACUAACCCCAGUUUCCCAUUUUUCAUCCAUUACAUCAGCAGCCAACACACUCCUCCAAACAACACCAGAGUUACAAGAAACCAAGAAUUUGGAAAUUGAAGAUGUUCUUGAAAAACCCCACAUUGAAAUUUCAGUUGAAAAGCUGUUUUUCCCACCUGAUACUGAUGUUUCUUGUUCUGGUUCAAGGCCAUUGAGUAGUAGGAUAUUGAAAGGGUCAAAUAUUGUGCUUAGUAAGUAUGCUGGUGAUGCUCAAGUGGAACAAGCUGAGUUUGUGAAGAGUAGUGUGGAAACUGAACAAUGUCCCUCUGAUGGAUUGCCUGAGUUUGCUCUUGUUGGAAGGUCUAAUGUGGGCAAAUCUUCUUUGCUUAACUCUCUUGUAAAGCGUAAAAAGCUUGCUCUUACUUCCAAGAAACCAGGAAAGACACAAUGCAUCAACCAUUUCCGAAUAAACGACAGCUGGCAUCUUGUGGAUUUACCAGGUUACGGGUAUGCAGCUGCACCACAUGAAGUACGAACAGAUUGGGCUAAGUUCACUAAAGAUUAUUUCCUAAACCGGCCAACCCUUGUCUCAGUCUUCCUCCUAAUAGAUGCUAGCAUUCCUGCAAAAAAGAUUGAUCUUGAAUAUGCAAGUUGGCUGGGACAGAAUAAGAUCCCAAUGACACUAGUUUUCACCAAGUGUGAUAAGCGGAAAAAGAAGAAAAAUGGAGGAAAAAGGCCUGAAGAGAACUUGCAGGAUUUUCUGGAGUUGAUACAGAAGUUCUUCCAAACUGCACCACCUUGGAUUAUGACCAGUAGCGUCACCAACCAAGGCCGAGAUGAGAUACUGUUGCACAUGUCCCAGCUGCGAAACUAUUGGCUUAAGCAUUGAGUUUGCGUCAUAUGCUUUAUUGGUGUUGUGACUAAAUUUGUUCUAAAAACUAACCUUUGUUGGCACAAGCUAUGCACAAGGACAUGCAGAGUGCAAUUGGUUUUAUCAAGAAUCGGAUGCCUUGGAAGCCUGAGUUAUUGAAACAAAUGGGACAAAAGAGUCUUGUGAUGACUGCCUCAAACAAUUCUUGUUAUUGUUAUAUACUUUGUUAGAACUAGUUAUCUUUCUCCGCAUAUACCCGGUCAGAGAGUCUGUCACUAGGUUGAAUAGGCUGCAGUUGUUAGUGAAACUCAAACUGGAGAAUGCCCAGCUAACUGGAUUGUCUCUUGUAUAUACAUAACCCUCUCUCUCUUUGAUCUACGUAACGUAUUUUUUGCCAAAA
Messenger RNA from Lycium ferocissimum, 1408 nucleotides. Its product is annotated as GTP-binding protein At2g22870. Bases 64 to 1026 code for a protein of 320 amino acids. The transcript is spliced from 4 exons. NCBI's taxonomy places the organism in Eukaryota, Viridiplantae, Streptophyta, Magnoliopsida, Solanales, Solanaceae. Gene Ontology annotation, molecular function: GTP binding. The record is from RefSeq and is a predicted model, not a curated record.